UAGAGCACGUAUUAAACAUCGCAAAGCCGCAUAUUGUUUUCGUAUCUCAACGCACCGAAAAUCUCUUCGCUAAGAUCCUACCGAAAUUAUCCUGGAAAAUGGAAUUAAUACAGUUGGACGAUCAACCACUCACAACAAAUGUCCAUACGUUAACAAAUAUCUUGAAUAAUAAACCGGAUGUAGACUACAUGAGAUACAAGGCUACAGAUAUCGAUGAUCCCAGUCGGCAUCCAUUGGUUAUUCUCGGUUCGAGUGGCACCACGGGGUUACCGAAAGGAGUGACGCUGUCUCAUAAAAAUGUAAUGGCAUAUUUGCCAGAAAUGAGCAAAUCCGAAUACAUGGACACAAGAA
Molecule: messenger RNA, 351 nt
Organism: Wasmannia auropunctata (little fire ant)
Lineage: Eukaryota; Metazoa; Arthropoda; Insecta; Hymenoptera; Formicidae
Product: long-chain-fatty-acid--CoA ligase 3-like
Exons: 2
Source: RefSeq, a predicted model, not a curated record